AGUGGGAGUGUUAAAAGGAAGAGAAAGAAGAAGCGCUUGCGUGUCGAUCAAACACGAAUAGGAGCUCGUCCUGCUGCUCCUCCUCCUCUAAUACAGGAAGAGCUCAAACACCGAGCAGCAAGAUAGUUUCUCUGCAGGAGAAAGUAUGUGGGCUAAAAAAUUGGGGAGCCAGUUGGGUAGGCCAACACGAUCUGUAGGGGGAUGGUUGGUCAGCAAGCUGUUCAAAACCCGCAACCAGGUUCUUGAGGAGAGUGCUGUGCAGCUGUGUAGGAUCCAACCAGGAGAUACGGUACUGGAGCUGGGUCAUGGACCAGGUCUGGGUUUGGAGUCAGCAGCCAAACUCCUCACUGGUCCUACGGGUCACAUCAUAGGAGUGGAUUACUCUGAGUACAUGCAUCAGAUGGCCAAAGAACGAGUGAAGGAAUUUCUGGAGAGUGGCAAAGUGACACUCCAUCUCUGUGAUGUUGCUGCGAUGCCUCUGGAAGACAACAGUGUGGAUAAAGUCUUUCACUGUAACUGCUACUACUUUUGGCCUGACCUCAGGAAGGCAGCCAGUGAAAUUCACCGUGUUAUGAAACCAGGAGGACUGAUAGUGACCACACUGAGGCAUUCUCAUGUAGCCGUUUUAGCAGCUAAGCGAGUGAUGCCAGGGGAGAACUGGCGCCCCGAGGCUUACAUGGCAGCUUUGAGAGACUCUGGCUUCACUGACAUCAGGAUGGAAGACAUUCAGCACAGAAACAUAACCUUUCAAGCUAUUUAUGCAACAGCAUUAACAUGAGACAGUGUGCUGUUCACUCUGCUUCCAUGACUGCUGUAAUCAAGAUGAUGAUACAAGGUUUUCAUUGUGUGCCAUUAAAAUGAAUAAACUGUGACUAAGCACUAAUAAGCAACAUCUGAUCAAAACCCCGAUUUUCACCCUCUUCUAUGAUGUAAACACUUGGAUUAAGCAAUCUUGUCUCUAGAAGUUUUUGCCUCCAGAGUUGUCUGACUUUAUUUUCUUUAAUUACAAUGUUACUUGACAAAAGUAACAUAUGAUACAGGUAUACAUAAAAGUAUAUAUGUUCUGCUUAAAGACAAAGAAGAUAUUUAAUCUGUCAAUGAUGUAACAAUUUGUAAUAUCAGUGCUGUUACAAAUUGAAAGUUUGAACUUAAAAUGUAUUGACAAGAAAAGAGCAAAGGAAAAUGUGGAAUAAGAUGAUUUGACAGAAUUUGAAGGAAAAUAGAAAAGUCCAGAGAACUGGAAGAAGUAGAGUAAUACUUCAGCUAUGGCAUAUUGGACUAAUAGUACAAAUGAGGAAUAAAGCACAGAUAGAUGCAAAUUUUGUCACCAGAAAAAUAGAACACAACAUUUAAUAGUUCAGUGUAAAGAUUAGUUUAUCUAAUGAAUAAUCAUACCAUUCAUUCAUUUAUUCAUUCAUUCAUUCAUCUUCUAUACCACUUUAUCCAUAGUGGAUCACGGAGGAGCUGGUGCCUAUCUCCAGCAGUCUACGGGCGAGAGGCAGGGUACACCCUGGACAGGUCGCCAAUCCAUUGCAACCAAUCAUACCGAUUACUAAUGAUUAAUAACAUAAUAACCAAUGCACUUGUAAUAAUUUACACAAAUAAUAAAGGGAAGCCUAUAAAUGUAGCAUUGAUGUAAUACCAGUCAGCUAUUGUACACAAAAUAAAUGAACGUAUUUUUGAAAAUA
Girardinichthys multiradiatus is the source of this 1688-nucleotide messenger RNA. RefSeq lists its product as uncharacterized. Gene Ontology annotation, cellular component: endoplasmic reticulum. Gene Ontology annotation, molecular function: sterol 24-C-methyltransferase activity. Lineage: Eukaryota; Metazoa; Chordata; Actinopteri; Cyprinodontiformes; Goodeidae. Bases 146 to 778 code for a protein of 210 amino acids. The record is from RefSeq and is a predicted model, not a curated record. Gene Ontology annotation, biological process: sterol biosynthetic process. The transcript has 4 exons.